AUGCCUGCAAAAACAUUAGAAUCUGACGACCUCGCUUCCGAAAGUACAGAAAUUCAUCCUUCACGACGAUUGCCAAACGAAGCAUGGCUUCCAAUACUCCAGCAUUCCUGCCAGUUCCCGCCUGACGUUUUUGAGUCCGUGUCUCUCAACCUGGUGAAGAAUCCGAACAUCAACUCCAGCCUGCUCUUUCGAGCGGAUAUCCUCUACGAUAGCUCGAACAAUGAGCUCACCAAUGCGCAGCUGUCGGAGAAUGAGGCGGCGCAGGUGCAGUACUGGUUGCGAGAAUACCAUAUCCGAGAUGGGGAGCUUCCAGGCUUCGAGGUCAAGAGGACUAUCAUCCGGCGGAUGAUCCCUCGAAAUCCUCAAUUGGACAAGCCAAUUGCCCAGACAUGUCUCCUACUCCAAUCAUCUACCGAUGAUACUAGAGACCCGAAGCGCUCUCUUGUCAUCUACGUACCACACGCUGCGAGUAUCGACGAGGUUCCCUGGUACCAUCCAAGAGUACAAGCACUGGCUUACAUGCAUUGCUGGAACCCAAGUGCAUCCUCUGAAGAUUCUCAAGGCAACAUCUCUCUACACUACCGCCUGUAUCCGUCCGAGUCUCUUCCUUUAUCCUCACGCCUUCUCCGGACGGGUCAGCAUCUAUUGUCGACAAUCCACAAACACGGCCAGGGCCAAUGGACGGGCUACACGAAACGGGUACACCAUGACCAGGUGGUCUCACAGCAGCGGGUCCAGAAUACUUACACAGAGCUCAAGCAGAGGCAUGCUCAGAGACUAUGUGAUCGCUGGGUCGAGAAGACGGAGCCGAGCAAGCAUGUCUUCGAGGAUCUGGGCAUCGCAGCUUUCUUGAUCGAGCUGUGGAAGGAUAUGUACGAUGCCGGAAAUGGCCUGGUUGAUCAGGACGGAGAUGAGCCUACAAACAAACAGGGGGCUUUCCCAGGCUUUGUCGAUAUCGGAUGCGGCAAUGGGGUGCUCGUUGAUACACUGCUGCGGGAAGGAUACUUGGGCUGGGGCUUCGAUGCCCGCAGACGGAAGACGUGGGAUACAUUUGAUGCAUCGAUCCAAAGUCAGCUUAAGGAGAUGAUACUCAUCCCGCAGCCGUUGUUCGAAAUACAGCACGACACUAUGUACCCCAUCUACGCUAAUGGAGGCAUACUAUCGGAGGGGCUCUCUUCCGCAGCCACCACAGAAAAAGCCAUGGGCGAUGUGCCAGCAUGGCACAAUGGCAUAUUCCCUCAGGGUACCUUUAUCAUCUCUAAUCACGCAGAUGAGCUGACCCCUUGGACACCUCUCCUCGCCUCCAUCUCCUCCUCUCCCUUCCUCGCCAUCCCAUGCUGCUCACACAAUCUAUCCGGUCUUCGUUUUCGCGCUCCAUCUGUUUUCAACAACAACUCUGCAGACGCACUAGCACCUUCCUAUUUCGCUGCCCACAUCAACAAAUCCAAGUCCAUAGCUAUCGCCAUUGCCUGUCCAGACAAUGAGGAGAUAUUUGGCCCGGGACCAGAACAAGGCGACCUCAAGGACCUCAAUGCAAAGGCUCGAGCAAAGCAACCCUCAGCUUAUUCUAGCCUCUGCGAUUGGGUUGCCCACUUAGCGGCUAGGGUGGGAUACAGGGUCGAGAGAGAAAUGUUGCGGAUGCCUAGCACAAGGAACGUUGGGAUCGUUGGUCGAGCUAUGAUGUCGGGGUUUGAAGGAGAAACAUUAGACACGAGGCGAGAAAGGCUUAACGAGAUAGUAACAAAUGAGAAAGCGGAUGGCGCGCAAUGGGUUGAAAGAGCCAGGGGCCUGAUGAGGGGACAGGGUUCCGGGCAUUGA
This is a messenger RNA of Letharia columbiana, 1818 nucleotides long. RefSeq lists its product as uncharacterized. Gene Ontology annotation, molecular function: tRNA (uridine) methyltransferase activity. The coding region runs from base 1 to 1818 and encodes 605 amino acids. Gene Ontology annotation, biological process: tRNA methylation. NCBI's taxonomy places the organism in Eukaryota, Fungi, Ascomycota, Lecanoromycetes, Lecanorales, Parmeliaceae. The transcript has a single exon. The record is from RefSeq and is a predicted model, not a curated record.